Molecule: messenger RNA, 1227 nt
Organism: Oncorhynchus tshawytscha (Chinook salmon)
Lineage: Eukaryota; Metazoa; Chordata; Actinopteri; Salmoniformes; Salmonidae
Gene: rnf151
Product: ring finger protein 151
Exons: 5
Coding region: 207-596 (129 amino acids)
Biological process (GO): protein polyubiquitination; ubiquitin-dependent protein catabolic process
Molecular function (GO): ubiquitin protein ligase activity
Source: RefSeq, a predicted model, not a curated record
GAGAGGUAGAGAAAAAAUACCCAGGUGGUGAAAUCACUAGCUCUGGACAUUAUCAUGAGUUUUGAGCCAAACAGUAAGUACUAUAGUGUGGGCCCUAAAACUUCAGAGAAGAGGAAUGACAUGGAGCUGAAUGAUUACUGGCUAGUUCUAACUAAGGGAGUGAGGGGCUGAGCUGUGGGAAUGAAAACAGUGGCAACUGUGACCUCAUGACAAUUGAAAAUAGAGCAGGGAAAUAUGACUAUGAUCUGCUCUGCACCAUCUGUAGAUCUGUCCUGAGGUAUCCUGUCAGAGUGGCCUGGAACCAUGUAUUCUGCAAGAUCUGCAUCCUACAGUGGCUCAGGAGACAGGAGACACGCCCCUACUGUAGGAAACCUAUCAGGUCCAGCUUUAUAUUUGUCAUGUACAAUUUGAGGAAAACUAUCAGCCACCUCGGGAUUAAGUGUAACAAUGAUGGUUGCUUUGCCACCUUCCCUCUGUCUGAGUUCCUUGGUGCACCGGUCAGCCCUGGAGCCAGCUCUGCCCCGUGGACUGUGGUGCUCUGCUCACAGGCCACCCAGAACCAACACAACUGCUUCCAGGCUAGAAUUUCCCCUUGACAAUAUACAAAUGAUCUUGGUGUAAAUGGAUGAAUCCUCUUUGAUGAUGAUUAUGGUUACCCCAGGCGGCUGAAGCAGCAGGUGGAGUCCCAGAGGCAGAACCACAGAGCCAUAGCUAGCGCCCUCCGGAGGAAGAUGAGGAGAAUGCAGACACAAGUUAGGAGGCAGGUGGCACUCAUCUGUGAGAGUCUAGAGGUCAUGGGAGAGGCAGAGGAGGGACAGGAGGGUGAGGGAGAGGAAUAUGGAGAGGGGGAAGGAGAGGUGUAUGAGAGGGAUAUGGAGAGGGGGAAGGAGAGGUGUAUGAGGGAUAUGGAGAGGGGGAGACUACAGGAGAUAGUAACACAAGCAGCAGCUCCUAAGAUGGGAACAGGGUUUAUUUUUGUAUUUUACAAAUGAUUAAUGACGUUUUAAAUGACAUAAGGGUUUUUAUAUAAAAUAAUAAUUAUGCGGAACUAUGAAAAUUAAAGAGGUUUGUAUUUUAAUUAAACUUUUAAUUUCAUGUUGGUGUGUUUUGUACAGACUGCAGAUGUAUUCUGAUGGAAUGUUUCAUUUUCAUAAUGUUUCUAUUAGGUUGAUUAUUGUAUUCUGGCAAAUCCAAAUCUUGAAUGAUUAAUAACGUGACGUAAAAACA